CCCGCCUCCCGGCGCUGACGGCCGAGUACGAAGCCGGCGAGGGGGAGUCAGCCACCGCGGCCGCCGGCGCGCCGCCCAGCAUGGUGCGGGAAACCAGGCACCUCUGGGUGGGCAACUUACCGGAGAACGUGCGGGAGGAGAAGAUCAUCGAACAUUUCAAACGCUAUGGCCGUGUGGAAAGUGUCAAAAUUCUCCCCAAGAGGGGCUCUGAAGGAGGAGUGGCCGCCUUUGUGGAUUUUGUGGACAUUAAAAGUGCACAGAAAGCUCACAACUCAGUCAACAAAAUGGGAGAUAGAGACCUCCGCACGGAUUACAAUGAACCAGGCACUAUUCCAAGUGCUGCUCGGGGAUUGGAUGAUACAGUUUCCAUAGCAUCUCGUAGUAGAGAGGUUUCUGGGUUCAGAGGAGGUGGUGGAGGGCCUGCUUAUGGCCCCCCACCAUCACUUCAUGCACGAGAAGGACGUUAUGAGCGGAGACUUGAUGGGGCUUCAGAUAACAGGGAGCGUGCUUAUGAACAUAGUGCCUAUGGACACCAUGAACGGGGGACGGGAGCAUUUGAUCGGACAAGACAUUACGAUCAGGAUUACUAUAGAGAUCCUCGAGAGCGGACUUUACAACAUGGGCUCUAUUAUACAUCUCGGAGUCGAAGUCCAAACCGUUUUGAUGCUCAUGACCCCCGAUAUGAACCUAGGGCUCGGGAGCAGUUUACACUGCCCAGUGUGGUACACAGGGAUAUCUACAGGGAUGAUUUGACCCGGGAGGUACGAGGCAGAAGGCCAGAGCGGAAUUACCAGCACAGCAGGAGUCGCUCACCACAUUCAUCCCAGUCUAGAAAUCAGUCUCCUCAGAGACUGGCUAGCCAAGCGUCUAGACCCACCAGGUCCCCUAGCGGCAGCGGCUCUAGGAGUAGAUCGUCUAGUAGUGACUCAAUCAGCAGCAGCAGUAGUACCAGCAGUGACAGCAGCGAUUCCAGCAGCAGUUCAAGUGAUGACUCUCCAGCCCGAUCCGUUCAGUCGGCAGCAGUCCCUGCACCCACUUCCCAGUUGCUUUCAUCUCUCGAAAAAGAUGAACCUCGUAAAAGUUUUGGGAUCAAAGUUCAGAAUCUGCCAGUACGCUCUACAGAUACAAGCCUUAAAGAUGGCCUUUUCCAUGAAUUUAAGAAGUUUGGCAAGGUGACUUCAGUACAGAUACAUGGAACUUCAGAAGAGAGGUAUGGACUGGUAUUCUUUCGGCAGCAAGAGGACCAAGAAAAAGCACUAACUGCAUCAAAGGGAAAGCUUUUCUUUGGAAUGCAGAUUGAAGUAACUGCAUGGAUAGGGCCAGAAACAGAAAGUGAAAAUGAAUUUCGCCCUUUGGAUGAAAGGAUAGAUGAGUUUCACCCCAAAGCAACAAGGACUUUGUUCAUUGGCAACCUUGAGAAGACCACCACGUACCAUGACCUUCGCAACAUCUUCCAGCGCUUUGGAGAAAUCGUGGAUAUUGAUAUUAAGAAAGUAAAUGGAGUACCUCAGUAUGCGUUCUUGCAAUACUGCGAUAUCGCCAGUGUUUGCAAAGCUAUUAAGAAGAUGGAUGGAGAAUACCUUGGAAAUAAUCGCCUCAAGCUGGGUUUUGGAAAGAGCAUGCCUACAAACUGUGUAUGGCUAGAUGGGCUUUCUUCAAAUGUGUCAGAUCAGUAUUUAACACGACAUUUCUGCCGAUAUGGGCCUGUGGUGAAGGUGGUAUUUGACCGCUUAAAAGGCAUGGCCCUGGUUCUCUACAAUGAGAUUGAGUAUGCACAAGCAGCUGUAAAAGAGACCAAGGGGAGGAAAAUCGGUGGGAAUAAGAUUAAGGUUGAUUUUGCGAAUCGGGAAAGUCAGCUGGCAUUUUAUCACUGCAUGGAGAAGUCAGGCCAAGAUAUCAGAGACUUUUAUGAAAUGUUAACAGAAAGAAGAGAGGAACGAAGGGGAUCCUAUGACUAUAACCAAGAUCGGACGUAUUACGAGAGUGUUCGGACUCCAGGUACAUAUCCCGAGGACUCCCGGAGGGACUACCCAGCCCGAGGAAGAGAAUUUUAUUCAGAGUGGGAAACAUACCAAGGAGACUACUAUGAGUCCCGCUACUACGAUGAUCCUCGAGAAUACAGGGAUUACAGAAGCGAUCCCUAUGAACAGGACAUUCGGGAAUAUAGUUACAGGCAAAGAGAACGAGAGAGAGAGCGUGAAAGAUUUGACUCUGAGCGGGACAGAGACCAUGAGAGAAGGCCCAUUGAGCGAAGUCAGAGUCCUGUGCACUUGCGACAUCCACAGAGUCCUGGAGUAUCUCCCUCGCAGUCAGAGAGGUUGCCGAGUGACUCAGAGAGGAGGCUGUAUAGCCGGUCCUCAGAGCGGAGUGGCAGCUGCAGCUCACUCUCCCCCCCACGGUACGAUAAACUGGACAAGUCUCGUUUGGAGCGCUAUACAAAAAGUGAAAAGACAGAUAAAGAACGAAUUUUCGAUCCUGAGAGAAUGGAAAGAGAGAGGCGCUUAACACGGAAGGAGAAAGUGGAAAAGGACAAACCUGACAAACAGAGACGAAAAGGAAAACUUCAUUCCCCUAGUUCUCAGUCUUCAGAAACUGACCAGGAGAAUGAGCGCGAACAGAGCCCUGAGAAGUCAAGGAGUUCUAGUAAACUGAGCAGAGAGAAAACUGACAAAGAAGGAGUGGGGAAAAACCGCCUGGAGCUCAUGCCUUGUGUGGUUUUGACUCGAGUAAAAGAGAAAGAAGGGAAGGUCAUUGACCACACUCCACUGGAAAAGCUGAAAGCCAGGCUUGAUACCGACUCCGCCAAGUCUUCUGUCCUGGACCAGAAAGUUCAGGCCUCCCAGACAGAGCCUGCAAAAUCUGACUCUAAAGCAGAACCUGCUAGAGGAAAAGUGGUGAGGGAAAAGGUGCUUAGCCACAUGGAGGUAGCAGAUAAGGAAGGCAGGCCUAAGCCCAGGAAGCCUCUCAGGCCAGAGCAGACCCCUGAGGGCCUGAGUGCUGUGGACCUGGAGAAGCUGGAAGCCAGGAAAAGGCGAUUUGCAGAUUCCAGUUUGAAAGCAGAAAGGCAAAAACCAGAAGUCAAGAAAAGCAGUCCUGACAUGGAAGAUGCUCGUGUACUUUUAAAAAAGCAAGCUGACUUGUCAUCGAGAGAUGUCAUCCUGCUGCGGGAGGGGGAGUCUGAAAGGAAGCCUGGGCGAAAAGAAAUUCUUAAAAGAGAAUCUAAAAAAAUCAAACUGGACAGACUUAACACCGCUCCCAGCCCUAAAGACUGUCAGGAGCUUGCUAGUGUCUCUGUUGGGUCUGGCUCAAGGCCUAGCUCAGACCUGCAAGCAAGACUGGGAGAACCAGGGGGUGAAUCUGUGGAAAAUCAAGAAUCUCAGUCAAAAAAAGUCACCCCCUCCAAACCACAGCUCAAACAGCUGCAGCUCUCAGAUGAUCAGGGACCGGAGAGAGAGGAUGGCAGGAAAAACUGUUGCAGUCUUCGUGAAGAAACAUCUGAACGCAAACCAGGCCAAGAGAAACCACAUGUGGUAAAUACUGAAGAAAAAAUUGGCAUUGACAUUGAUCACACACAGAGUUACCGCAAACAAAUGGAGCAGAGUCGUAGAAAACAGCAGAUGGAAAUGGAAAUGGCCAAGUCUGAAAAGUUCGGCAGUCCUAAAAAAGACAUUGACGAAUAUGAAAAGCGUAGCCUUGUUCACGAGGUGGGCAAACCCCCUCAGGAUGUCACCGAUGACUCACCCCCCAGCAAAAAGAAAAGGAUGGAUCAUGUUGAUUUUGAUAUAUGCACCAAAAGAGAGAGGAAUUACAGAAGUUCACGCCAAGUCAGUGAGGAUUCUGAAAGGACUGGCUGCUCUCCCAGCCUCCGCCAUAGUUCCUUCCACGAAGAUGAUGACCCCCUCAGCUCUCCUAGGCCUACAGCAGUAAAAGGGUCUCCUAAAGCAGAUGAAAAAGGUCUCCCCUAUUCUAAUGUAACAGUGAGAGAAGAGUCCUUAAAAUUUAAUCCUUAUGACUCUAGCCGGAGAGAACAGAUGGCAGACAUGGCCAGAAUAAAGCUGUCUGUCUUGAAUUCUGAAGAUGAGUUAAAUCGUUGGGACUCUCAAAUGAAACAAGAUGCCAGCAGAUUUGAUGUGAGCUUCCCAAACAGCAUCAUUAAGAGAGAUAGCCUGCGAAAGAGAUGUGUGCGUGAUCUGGAGCCUGGGGAGGUGCCUUCUGAUUCGGACGAAGAUGGUGAGCACAAAUCCCACUCGCCCCGGGCUUCUGCAGUGUAUGAGAAUUCCCGGUUGUCUUUUUUAUUGAGAGACAGAGAAGACAAACCACGUGAUCGGGAAGAAAGACUUUCUGGUUCUUUAGAAAGGAACAAAUUUUAUUCUUUUGCACUGGAUAAGACAAUCACACCAGACACUAAAGCUUUGCUUGAACGAGCGAAAUCUCUCUCUUCAUCCCGAGAAGAGAAUUGGUCUUUUCUGGACUGGGACUCCCGAUUUGCUAAUUUUCGAAACAACAAAGAUAAAGAAAAGGUUGACUCUGCUCCAAGGCCUAUUCCAUCUUGGUACAUGAAAAAGAAAAAGAUCAGGACUGACUCAGAAGGGAAAAUGGAUGAUAAAAAAGAUGAUCAUAAGGAGGAGGAGCAGGAAAGACAGGAACUGUUUGCCUCUCGUUUUUUACACAGCUCCAUCUUUGAACAGGACUCCAAGCGGCUGCAGCAUUUAGAGAGGAAGGAUGAAGACUCCGACCUCCCUCCUGGGAGGUCCUAUGGGAGGCAGGUAUCUGACGGACCACACACCACAAGCGAGUCAGUUCAGGAACCGGUCGUUCUCUUCCACAGCAAAUUCAUGGAGCUCACAAGAAUGCAACAGAAAGAAAAAGAAAAAGACCAAAAACCCAAAGAGGUUGAGAAGCAGGACAAUACAGAGAACCAUCCCAAGACCCCAGAAUCUGCUGUGGAGAACAAAGAGUCGGAGCUGAAAACCCUACUCCCAGCCAGGCUUCCCAGUGUCCCAGCUGUAACUGCAGAAACAGCAUCAUCCAUGCCAGAGAAGACCAGUGAGCGGGUAGCCGAGGCAUCUCCAGUGCCUCUGGAAGAGAAGCCUGUGGAACCAGCUGCUGUUCCCGAAGAGAUAAAACCAGGAGCUGAGCUGGCACCUGUUUCUGGGGAACAGCUUGAACAAGUAGAUGUGCCCCCACGAGCAGACAGUGGCCACGAGGCUCCCGUGGCACCUCUCACUGUGGAAGAUACCUCACCUAUGGACCCCCCACCAAGUAUGGACGCCAAGCCUCCCACUCCAGGGCCCUCACUUUCCCAGGUGGAAAGCAAUAUGGAUCCAGAGCCUGAGAGUCCCCAACUGCCUUCCAAACUGAGCCAGAAGACUGAGGACGCUGAAGAGCCAAAAGCAGAAAGGCUAGACAUAGCUUCGAGCAUUGACCCUGGAAUCAAUCAGAAGGCUGAAGUUGCUCCCGAGGCUCAGCCUCAAGCUUCUGAGGAUGCAGAGAUUGAUCCUCCCACUGCUGCAAAAGAUAAGAAGCCAAACAAAAGUAAGCGCUCCAAGACGCCAGUUCAGGCAACUGCAGCAAGCAUCGUGGAGAAGCCAGUCACGAGGAAGAGUGAGAGGAUUGACCGGGAAAAGCUAAAACGGUCCAGUUCUCCGCGGGGAGAAGCACAGAAGCUUCUAGAACUGAAGAUGGAGGCAGAGAAGAUUACAAGGACUGCUUCUAAACACUCUUCUGGGGACACGGAGCACCCUGAACCAAGUCUUCCAGUCAGCCGAACGAGGCGUCGGAAUGUCAGGAGUGUUUAUGCAACUAUGAGUGACCACGAAAGCCGCUCUCCAGCCAAAGAGCCCACAGAGCAGCUGAGAGUGACCAGGAAGAGAUUAGAGAGAGAGCUUCAGGAGGCUGCUGUAGUUCCCGCCACCCCUCGGAGAGGACGACCUCCAAAAACACGCCGGCGAGCCGAAGAGGACGAUGAAGCUGAGACUAAAGAGCCUGCAGAAACACCCAGACCAGCUGAGGGGUGGAGGUCCCCGCGGGCUCAGAAAGCAGCAGCUGGUGGCCAUCAAGGGAAAAGGGGGAGAAAUGAGCCUAAAGUUGAAGCAGAGCGAGCAGAGGCUGCUGCUGAGGCGCGGCACCAGGUAAACGUGAAAGAGGGCAACACCAGAUCCAAGGGGGAUAAAGAGGAAGCAGGAAGUGACCCGAAACGAGACCGAAAGGAAAUGGUCACCAACAAACAUGUGCCUGACUUUGAAGCCAUGGAAAAAAGGCCAGUCCCCGAAAAAAACUCCAAAUCAAAGAGAGGAAGAUCUCGAAAUGCACGCAGUGCGGUGGACAGAGCUGCGCAUCUGAGAAGUGUGGCAGUGGCCGCCAGUCCCAGUGUGGCCCUUGCAGGGGGGCCAGGGCAGGCAGUGGACAGGGAAGCUGGGAUUGUGGCAGUCUCCCCCGAGAAAAGCGAGAGUCCCCAAAAGGAGAGUUGUUCCUCAUCCCAGUUGAAAACCACUCCAGUGGAUCCCGACAGGGAGUCGGGGAGAGAGGAUCUGUCUGCCCCCCGGCUGUCUGCAGAGGUGGCUCAGUUGGCCAAGCAGAUGGAGCUGGAACGGAUGGAGUUGGAGCGGGCUGUGGAGAAUAUCGCAAAGCUUGCUGACACGGCCCCCCGUGGCACUUACAAGGCAGCAGCUAUGGGAGCUGUGGGUCCUACUACGGAGGACAGGGACAAACCCGCCCCUCAGGCCAGUGAAACAGAACUGGCUGCGGCCAUUGGUUCCAUCAUCAGUGACAUCAGUGACUCCCCUGCCCCGCCCCCUUUCCCUGCGGACUCUCAGACAGAUCUGCAGUCCCCAGGGGAAGCCACAGAGCCUGAGACCCACCAGGCCGUGUCUGGAAUCGUAGAAGCUGCUUUGGAGUCUUCUAGACCUGCAGUCAGUGCCCCUGUCCCCUCAGCAGGUGCCAAGGAGGCUGGGGGAGAUGGCAGUGACACCUCUCGCCUGCCCCGGCAGGCCAGAGGGUCCAGGGAAGGAGCAGUCGCUCUUGUCCGCAAAGACAAAGGGCGCCAAAAGACUACAAGGUCCCGCCGUAGACGGAAUACAAAUAAGAAGGCCAGCGCUGCAGCCGAGCCUCCCAGCGCUGCAGCCGACCCCCCUGCCACCGUAGAGACAGAGACUGACCAGGCUCAAGGCGAGAGCCCCACUGUGAAUGAGGAGACCACGAUCCAACCCCCAGACUCACUGCAGGAAGACACACAGACUGAAAAGCCCCAAACUACCCCUCCUCAGGCCUGUGCUUCUGACCCGACCAAGACUCCACCCACAGAGGGUUUGCCUGAAGACAGCAAUGCUGAAGAGAAGACGCCCUCCAAAGUGCCCACAUCCCCGGCCCUCCCCUCCCUGUCCCAGCCAGCGCUGGCUGAUGACGAGGCCCAGGCCAGGUUCAAGGUACAUUCAAUCAUUGAAAGUGACCCUGUGACCCCACCCAGUGAUUCGAGUCUACCCCUGCCCAUACUUCCUCCUGUGACUGUAGCUAAGCUUGCUGCCCCUGUCCCCUCCGGGGCUGUCCCACACCAGAGCCCCCCAACGAAGCUAACAGAGUGGAUCACAAGGCAGGAGGAGCCGCGGCCUCAGUCCACCCCGUCUCCAGCUCUUCCCCCGGACACAAAGGCCUCUGAUGUGGAUACCAGCUCCAGUACGCUGAGGAAGAUCCUUAUGGACCCUAAAUACGUGUCUGCCACAGGCAUCACGUCCACCAGCGUCACCACAGCUAUCCCGGAGCCUGUGAGCGCCGCCCCUGCGCUGCACACGGCACUGCCCCCUCCAGUGGAAGCCAAGAAGCCUCCCUUAGAAGAAAGCCCCGUGGUUCCAGCCACGCAAGCCGCCGACACGCAGGCCUUGCAGCUCCCCGUGACCUCGGACAAGGAGAAGGUGGCUCCAGUCAUCGCCCCCAAAAUCACAUCUGUUAUUAGCCGGAUGCCUGUCAGCAUUGAUUUGGAGAACUCACAGAAGAUAACUUUGGCAAAACCAGCACCUCAGACCCUGACAGGCCUGGUGAGUGCCCUGACGGGCCUGGUCAAUGUCUCCCUGGUCCCUGUGAACGCCCUCAAGGGCCCUGUGAAGGGCUCGGUGGCCACGCUGAAGGGGCUGGUGAGCACCCCUGCGGGGCCCGUGAAUGUCCUCAAGGGGCCCGUGAACGUCCUCACCGGGCCUGUGAACGUCCUCACCACGCCGGUGAAUGCCACGGUGGGCGCGGUGAACACUGCCGCGGGGGCAGCGACAGUCACAGCCGCCACGGUUGCCUCUGGGGGCGUGACUGCCGCAACGGGCACGACGACUGUGACCACCGUGACGACCAUGACAGGCGCCGCCGCCGCCGCCGCCGCCACCCCGGUGGCGAAAAGCAAGCAGAGGUCAGGCAGCAGCGAGAACAACCGCUUCCACCCCGGGGCCAUGUCUGUGAUCGAUGACCGGCCCGCUGACACGGGCUCCGGCCCGGGGCUGCGUGUGAACACUUCGGAAGGGGUUGUGUUGCUGAGUUACUCUGGGCAGAAGACUGAGGGCCCACAGAGAAUCAGCGCCAAGAUCAGCCAGAUCCCUGCAGCCAGUGCCGUGGAUAUUGAAUUCCAGCAGUCCGUGUCCAAGUCCCAGGCGAAGGCCGAUUGCGUCACGCCUUCGCAGCCCACGCCCAAAGGCCCUCAGGCCCCUUCUGGCUUUGCCAACGUGGCCACCCAUUCCACCCUGGUGUUGACGGCGCAGACCUACAACGCGUCUCCUGUCAUUUCAUCCGUGAAGGCCGACCGUCCGACCCUGGAGAAGCCCGAGCCCAUUCACCUCUCUGUGUCCACGCCCGUUACCCAGGGUGGCACAGUGAAGGUUCUCACGCAGGGCAUCAACACGUCCCCGGUGCUGGUGCACAACCAACUGGUCCUCACCCCAAGCAUAGUCACCGCCAACAAGAAGCUCGCUGACCCUGUCACUCUCAAGAUAGAGACCAAGGUCCUUCAGCCAGCUAACCUGGGCUCCACACUCGCCCCCCACCAUCCCCCAGCUCUGCCCAGCAAGCUCCCGACGGAAGUGAACCAUGUCACCUCAGGACCUAGCACCCCGGCAGAGCGGGCGGUCUCCCACUUGGCAGCCACCAAGCCAGAGGCCCACUCUCCUCGACCCAGCGGGCCCACGCCGUCCUUCCCGAGGGCAUGCCACCCCAGCAGCACCGCGUCCACCGCGCUCUCCACCAACGCCACGGUCAUGCUGGCUGCAGGAAUCCCCGUGCCUCAGUUUAUCUCCAGUAUCCACCCUGAGCAGUCCGUCAUCAUGCCACCCCACAGUAUCACCCAGACCGUGUCCCUUGGCCACUUGUCCCAGGGCGAGGUGAGAAUGAACACACCCACAUUGCCUAGCAUCACCUACAGCAUCCGCCCAGAGACCCUUCACCCUCCUCGGGCCCCCCUGCAGCCCCAGCAGAUAGAGGUCAGGGCCCCGCCCCGGGCUGGCACACCCCAGCCGGCCCCUGCCAGCGUUCCCGCCCUGGCCUCCCAACACCCGCCUGAGGAGGAGGUGCACUACCUCCCCGUCGCCCGAGCCGCAGCCCCCGUGCAGUCCGAGGUGCUGGUCAUGCAGUCUGAGUACCGCCUGCACCCAUACACCGUGCCCCGCGACGUGAGGAUCAUGGUGCACCCACACGUGACUGCGGUCAGCGAGCAGCCCAGGGCCACCGAGGGCGUGGUGAAGGUGCCCCCUGCCAGCAAGGCCCCCCAGCAGCCAGCCAAGGAAGCUGCCAAGACAUCAGAUGCCAAAGCAGCCCCGGCCCCCACCUCAGCUCCUCAUGGCGAGGCCCGCAUCCUCACCGUCACCCCCAGCAACCAGCUCCAGGGGCUGCCUCUCACCCCACCGGUGGUUGUGACCCAUGGGGUGCAGAUCGUGCACUCCAGCGGAGAGCUCUUCCAAGAAUACCGGUACGGCGACAUCCGCACCUACCAUGCUCCAGCCCAGCUCUCCCACACCCAGUUUCCCGUGGCCUCCUCCAUCGGCCUGCCCUCCCGGACCAAGACUCCGGCCCAGGGACCCCCGGAAGGUGAGCCCUUGCAAUCCAUACCUUCCGCACAGCCUGCCUCACCCAUGUCAUCAGCACAGCCUGUCCCGCCUAUGCCCUCCUGCCAGCCCUUGCCACUCAGCCAGCCUGGCCAGCCACCCAGCAGCAAGAAGCCGCAGGUCUCCCAGGAGGCAAAGGGGACCCAGACUGGAGGAGCAGAGCAGCCUCGCCUCCCGGCUGUCCCUGCAAGCAGGCCUUCAGAGCCCCAUGCUCAGCUUCAGCGGGCACAGGCGGAAACAGGCCCGGCGUCUCACCCUUCCCCUGUGUCGGUCACCAUGAAGCCUGACCUCCCGGCCCUGCCCCCUCAGGCUGCCCCAAAGCAGCCGUUGUUUAUCCCCACAACUUCAGGCCCCAGCACCCCACCAGGACUGGCUCUGCCGCACACUGAAACCCAGUCAGCCCCUACCCAAGAUUCUUCUCCGCACCUAACUUCCCAGAGACCUGUGGACAUGGUCCAGCUUCUGAAGAAGUAUCCCAUUGUGUGGCAGGGCUUGCUGGCCCUCAAGAACGACACAGCUGCUGUGCAGCUCCACUUUGUCUCUGGCAACAACGUCCUGGCCCAUCGCUCGCUGCCCCUCUCUGAAGGAGGCCCCCCGCUGAGGAUUGCCCAGAGGAUGCGGCUGGAGGCAUCACAGCUAGAAGGGGUUGCUCGAAGGAUGACAGUGGAGACAGAUUACUGUCUACUGCUAGCGCUGCCCUGUGGUCGUGACCAAGAGGACGUGGUGAGCCAGACAGAGUCCCUCAAGGCUGCCUUCAUCACCUACCUGCAAGCCAAGCAGGCAGCGGGGAUCAUCAACGUUCCCAACCCUGGCUCCAAUCAGCCUGCUUACGUGCUGCAGAUCUUCCCACCCUGUGAGUUCUCUGAGAGUCACCUGUCCCGCCUGGCUCCUGACCUCCUUGCCAGCAUCUCCAACAUCUCCCCCCACCUGAUGAUUGUCAUCGCUUCCGUGUGAGGCAUCGAGUGGUCAUCACCCGAGGUAUCUUCCCGAGGCCCUGCUGCAGAAAAUGCACCCAACACCGGACAGGACAGCCCAGCAGGCGAGGGGAAGCUGCUGAUGGGGACAGACUGCUGCCCGGCGCCAGCUUCCUGCACUCGCCCACCACUCAGCUCCAAGGGACAGACCUCUGGGCGGAGGUGCUGCUACUUUGUAUGUUUACACGACACUUUCACCCAGGACAGACCACCGAUGGAUGGACAGACUUGCAAACUCCUAGGGGCUGGGUUUCUGUCUCCUCUUUUGGGAGAAAAGGAACAGAGCAAUGGAACGAAUUUUUUUUUUUUUUUUUUUU
Dipodomys spectabilis (banner-tailed kangaroo rat) is the source of this 11361-nucleotide messenger RNA. RefSeq names its product spen family transcriptional repressor (gene Spen). Gene Ontology annotation, cellular component: nucleus. The coding region runs from base 81 to 11024 and encodes 3647 amino acids. Gene Ontology annotation, biological process: regulation of transcription by RNA polymerase II. NCBI's taxonomy places the organism in Eukaryota, Metazoa, Chordata, Mammalia, Rodentia, Heteromyidae. The transcript has 15 exons. Gene Ontology annotation, molecular function: mRNA binding. The record is from RefSeq and is a predicted model, not a curated record.